This is a messenger RNA of Daucus carota subsp. sativus, 750 nucleotides long. Its product is annotated as pentatricopeptide repeat-containing protein At5g47360-like. The record is from RefSeq and is a predicted model, not a curated record. Gene Ontology annotation, molecular function: protein binding; mRNA binding. NCBI's taxonomy places the organism in Eukaryota, Viridiplantae, Streptophyta, Magnoliopsida, Apiales, Apiaceae. The coding region runs from base 1 to 750 and encodes 249 amino acids. The transcript has 2 exons.
AUGGAUGAGGCGGAUAGGUUGAUGAGGGAAAUGAGGGGUUUUGGUCUUUAUCCUGGUAAGAUUACGUAUGUUGCGAUGACUAAGGGUUUUGUGGAGGGUGAUAGGUUGGAGGAAGCGUGUGGAUUGUUUAAGGUUAUGGAGAGUCAUGGGUGUUUGCCGAACACGGUGAUGUAUUCUACACUGCUUGAUGGGGUUUGUAGUUUGGGGAGUCCAGACAAGGCGUUGCAGUUGUUGGGGGAGAUGGAGAAAGCAGGCGGUGACAGUAAACCAAAUGUUAUUACUUAUACAUCUGUGAUACAAAGCUAUUGUGAAAAUGGCAAGUCCUUAGAGGCGUUGAGUAUUUUGGAUAGAAUGGUUGCCAACGGUUAUGCGCCUAAUAGGGUCACUGCUAAGGCUGAGAAGGUGUUCAGAAAGAUGUUAGCUACUUCCGUCAGUCCUAAUAGCCUGGCCUCGAGCCUUUUGAUUAAGAAACUUUGUUCAAAGGGGCAGAUUCUGGAUUGUUAUCGCUUGUACGUCAUAAUUGAGAAGUUGGGUUGCAUAUUGACAAUUGAUUCUGAUAUUUAUUCUAUUUCGUUGGCUGGGCUUUGCCAAGACGGACAUUUGCUAGAGGCUGCAAAUCUUGCUGGGGUAAUGGUGGAAAAAGUUAUUGAAUUGAAACCUCCCUAUGGUGAGAUCACGAUUGAUCAUUUGAAAAAUCUUGGAGAACUCGAGCUAGUGUCUCAUAUUUUAAGACUUCAAAACCGGAGUUGA